Molecule: messenger RNA, 1683 nt
Organism: Lactuca saligna
Lineage: Eukaryota; Viridiplantae; Streptophyta; Magnoliopsida; Asterales; Asteraceae
Source: the annotation of a GenBank genome assembly
AUGGGAGACGGAUGGUCGGAAGUAAACCGGAGAUGCAAGAAGUCGGACGAAGAUGCUCCAACUACAACCAUGUUCGUGACCAACCUUCCCGAGGGAUUAAGGCCGGAGGAACUGAGAAGACCUUUUGAGAAGUUUGGGAAGAUCAAUGACAUCUACCUGGCUAAGAAAAAAGACUUAAAGAGAAGAUGUUUUGCUUUUGUCAGGUACUCAGGAGUAAGGGACGUUUUGAAACUGGAAGCCAACAUUCAAGGAAUUACAUGCAAGGGGUAUAGACUGGAAGUGAACAUCGCCAAAGAUGGUAGAUCUUAUGCGGAGGUGGCUGCCCGGAAGAAUAAUAAGGCGGUGCAAAAAUCCAAUCCCCCACCACCCCCUCCUCCUCCCCCGCUUAUCACUCCUCCAUUACGAUUACAUACAGGUACGUUCAUGGAGCAUUGGCUUAAAAGUGAAUUAACUAUAGUAGGUGAAACUAUAAGCUUUGAACAUCUAACAAGUCUGCCGAUGUCAUUAUUGGUUGGAGACGAUGAAAAAUAUAAUACUAAAUACUUGGGGGGAUUAAAGAUUGGCAUGAGAUUCAGGAACCCGACUGAUGUUGAACGAUUUAUGGAAUCCUCGGAUGAUUGGAAGUUAUGGAUCAAGUGGAUUGAGAAAGGUGAUAGAGUUGAAAUCAAGAAUGAUCGGAUUGCCUGGGUUAAAAUUGUUGGUCUCCCCCUGCACUUUUGGGACGAAGAAAACUUCAGGGAAAUUAUUUCGAAGCUUGGGGUAUUAUCCAGUUCAAUUGAGAUUAGUAUGAAUACAUCGGAUGUAUCGCAUAUGAAAUUAUGUAUCUUAACGGAGUCAUUAAGUAGAAUCAAUGAAGAAGUUACUGUGGUUGGAGAUAAUCAGGUGUUCAAAGUGGGGAUCUUCGAGGUAGAUGAUGAUUGGAAGCCGUUCUCUAAUUCAAUGAUGGAAUCUGAGGAGGAAGAUGAGGAAGACGGUGUCUCUGAUACUUUAUUCGAUCCGGAUGAUGAGUUGGAGGAUGGAGAGAUUGGACCAGACGCUGAAUUUGUUAUGAGACCUGGUGCAGAAAUCAGAAGAAACCUCCAUGUUGAUGUCUCCGAUGAAACUCCGGCAGGAAGCGCAAUAGUCGCCCCUUCAAAUUCCGCUGGAAUCCAUCCAUCCGAAUUCACCCCAAUUGAAUCUCCUAGGAACUUGGAAGAUAUGAUGGAGGUCAACAAUGUAGAGGACGUAGGUGAAUCUGGGUCCCCACAAGCAUCGUCCAGGUGCAUUCGAGACUUAAUUCCUAAAGGAAUGUUUGGGCCGUUCCCAAACAAUGGACCUGGAGUCAGAACUGAGCCCAGUAACCCGGUGGAUUUAGAAAUGGACCUAAACGGGUCAUUUUUAAAAAGAAGAAAGAUCCGACAAGCUACAAAUAAAACCCACACUAAUACUGACCAGUCAAUUCCUGUGCCUGUACGUCCUUCUCCAAGUCUUCCUGCACAUCUGGAUCUUAACCGAGAUCCAAACGGAUCCCUAAACACCGCUCCGGACCCCCCAUAUGAAAUUGCCCCGACGACAAUACCAAGAAAUUCUAAGAUGGAAAAAACGGCUGAGGUGGGAAGACUUCUUGGAUUUGACAUCAGGGAUGGUUGUGAGAUACUAGCAGAUGUAAUGGGAGAUCUUGGUGAUCAGAUCGGUGCGCAAUGA